Molecule: messenger RNA, 1185 nt
Organism: Musca domestica (house fly)
Lineage: Eukaryota; Metazoa; Arthropoda; Insecta; Diptera; Muscidae
Product: CKLF-like MARVEL transmembrane domain-containing protein 4
Exons: 3
Coding region: 410-919 (169 amino acids)
Cellular component (GO): membrane
Source: RefSeq, a predicted model, not a curated record
AAAAAUAUCGAGUGUUCAUUAUUUCGUUCGCUGUUCACACGGGCCAGAAACAAGGCAACUGAAAUUAGUAAGGCUAGCUGGCUAGUAAUAAAACGUGCGUCGCUCAUAUUGGUUGUCUACGAAGCUAUUGACGGGAAAAAAAGUUGAGUUAAGAAAAAUAUAUCAACUGAAGGAAAAGAAGAAGAAGAAGAAACAGAGAAAAAAUAUAAAUCAAAAACAAACAAGUGAAACGAACGAUAACAAUUUUUCGAAAAAACCAAUAUUGGUACAAACGAAAAAAAGUUAGCUUUGAAGAACCGUCAUAAUAUUCGUCGAGCGUAAAAUUUAACGAAUUUUCGAAACAAAAAAAGUUUGUUGUGAUUUCAAUUUUACUUUUCUUUAAAUACAAAAUUUAAAUAUUUAAUACAAAAUGGUGGAAACCGUAAUUACCGUCGAACGUACCCAAACCACACAGACCACUGCUCCUGGCACAGGUGGCGGUGUCUCGGCCCUGAGGAUUAAUAUUGGAUAUUUCCAAACUGUUCCUGGCAUUAUUAAGCUUGUACAAUUUUUCCUUGGCAUUAUUUGCAUGGCCUGCGCAUCACCUUCAUACAUUUCAGCGACAGCAUUCUUCAUUUUUGUUGCCGUAGUGUCAUUUAUUGCCACUUUGUUGUGGAUUUUCGCCUACUUGUUGGGUAUUAGAGAGGCUUUGAAUGUUGCCAUUAAUUGGAUAUUUACGGAACUUCUUACAACGGGUAUAUCGGGACUAUUAUAUUUCAUAAGUUUUGUGAUACAGCUGGCCCAGUGGUCUGGCUAUCCACACACGCCGGGACAUACACGAAAUAUUGCAGCUGGUGUUUUUGGUUGUUUCAAUUGUGUGGCCUAUGGAGCGGGAGCGUUUCUCUUGUUCCAACAACACAGGAGUGGUUCGAGAAUAUAAAAAAAUCGUAAACAAUAAAAAAAUACCAAAAUCAUACCAAAAAUAUCGAAUAACUAACUGCACGUCUGUGUAAAUUCCCAUCGUUUGUUUAAUACUAGGUUUUAUCUUUAUAAACUUUUUAUUAUAUAUAUUAUUGUUUUUUGUAAUUAAUAUGCAUAUAUAAUUAAGCAUCGGUUGUUAUGAACCCUGGGUUAUAAUUACUAAAAGUCUAUUUUAGCAAUUGACCUAGUCCAGGACUCAUACAGAGAGAAAGUUUCUAAGGACAA